Messenger RNA from Rubroshorea leprosula, 3002 nucleotides. Lineage: Eukaryota; Viridiplantae; Streptophyta; Magnoliopsida; Malvales; Dipterocarpaceae. The record is from the annotation of a GenBank genome assembly.
AAGGAGACAGUAGCAGUACUUAAUUGGUGGUUGAUCUGAGAAUAUUUUGAUGGAGUCAAAAUGGUUGAUUUAUGCGUUAUUUACACUCUUCUUAUUAGAAGGGCUAUGGUGCCAACGGUGUUGGGACCAAGAGAGAACUGCUCUCCUACAACUCAAGCCUUUCUUCACUAAACCUACGCACCUAAAAAACUGGGAGAGAGGAGAGCAAAAUUUAGAUUGUUGUCAAUGGGAGGGGAUUGACUGCAACUCUACUUCUGGACGAGUCAUAACACUCAAUCUCAAUUACUCAUGGUUCGAAGAAGAAUCUGAUGAUUACAUGUAUACACCAAAUGGCUUUAUGAGAUCGGAGAAUGUCAUGUAUCUAAAUGCGUCUUUGUUUCUUCCAUUUGUGGAAUUGAAGAGUCUCCAUUUGGCUGGAAAUGGAAUAGCAGGUUGCAUGGAAAAUGAAGGUUUUCAUAACUUGUCCAAAGUGGAAGAGUUGAUUCUGGAUAAUUCUAUCCUCCCAACCAACUUCUUUCAUGGCAUUGGAGCAUUGACUUCUCUCAAGGUUCUAUCAUUGUACGGCUGCGAACUCAAUGGCUCCUUAACACUCCAAGGCCUGAGUGAAUUGACACAUCUUGAAGUGCUGGAUGUUAGCUACAAUUAUUUAGGGGGAGCCCUGUCUUCAUGUUUAUCAAAUUUGACUUCUCUCCUAAGCUUAAGCCUCGAUUCAAACAAAUUUUUUGGAGAUAUAGCUCUAUCACCCCUUAACAAAUUGACAUCCCUUCAAUAUCUGUCCCUUUCAGACAAUCACUUCCAAAUUCCCAUCUCCCUUCAACCAUUCUUCAACCAUUCAAAACUCAAGCAUCUUUAUGCUGAAAAUAAUGAAUUUUACAUAGAUACCAACACUGAAUCCUUGGAACCAACUUUCCAACUAAAUACCUUACUUUUGUCUGGUUGUGGAGAUUGUGGAGCAAUUCCAAACUUCCUCUACUCUCAACACAACCUGGAGUAUUUACACCUCUCGCACCUUAACCUAACUGGAGAGUUUCCCAUUUGGUUGUUGGAAAACAACACAAGGUUGAAGACACUUUCCCUGGUUAACAAUUCUCUCUCUGGACCUAUUGAGUUGACAGCUCAUUCUCAUACGAGUUUGGAAGAUCUAGACAUCUCCAAAAAUUUCUUGGAUGGCCAUAUUCCAAUGGAGAUCGGAGCAUCUUCGCCAAGUUUACUAGAAUUAAAAAUUUCAAAAAAUUCUCUUACUGGCAACAUUCCUCCUUCAAUUGGUGAUAUGGAGUCACUGCAAUCUUUAGACUUAUCUCACAAUAACUUAUCUGGUGGUAUACCUGAGAAGUUAACCAUGGGUUGCUCAUCACUACGUUUACUUACUCUAUCAAACAACAAUCUACAAGGCCAGAUUUUCUCUGAGAAAUUUAGCUUAUUCCAGUUGGUGGAAUUACAGUUGAAUGGCAAUCACUUUUCUGGAAGUAUCCCAAAAAGCUUAUCUAACUGCCCCGAUCUGUCUUCAAUAGAUUUCAGCAAUAACAAUCUCUCUGGUAGGAUCCCAAGCUGGAUGGGAAAUAUGUCAUACUUGCAAGAAAUUAUCAUGUCCAAUAAUGGCCUUGAAGGUCCAAUUCCUAUCGACUUUUGUCAGCUUCAAUAUCUUCUAAUUCUAGACCUUUCAAACAACAAUAUUUACAGGAGUCUACCAUCUUGUUUCGGCCCAGGGCAUAUAGUUCAUGUUCAUUUAUCCAAAAACAGGCUAGAAGGAUCACUGCCAACACAGUUUUGUAAGAGCUCUUCUCUAGUAACACUAGACCUUAGUGACAACCAGCUAAGUGGUAACAUCCCAGAUUGCAUCAAUAUGCUUGGUGAGUUGAGUUAUCUUAUCUUGAAGAACAAUAAUCUUGAAGGUAAGAUCCCAUUUCAACUAUGCAAGUUGCAAAAAUUGAGCUUGAUUGAUCUAUCUCAGAACCAUCUUUCAGGCUGUAUACCCUCUUGCCUAAAUCUUACCACGAAUGAGCUAUAUAAUGAGGAUAAUCGUAUUCUUUCUGCCAAUGGUCAAUUUUUUUCUCGACUUUUCAAUGAUACACUUUCUGUUGGUGAACCAGUGCAUUUCACAACAAAGAAUAUGGCAUAUUCUUACAAGGGAAGACUUCUCACCUACAUGUCUGGAAUAGACCUUUCCUGCAACAAAUUGAUUGGUGAAAUUCCUUAUGAAAUAGGGCACCUUAGUAAGAUUCGUGUACUAAACCUGUCUCAUAAUUUCUUGGUUGGUGGAAUCCCAUCUACAUUUUCUAACCUUAAGCAAAUCGAGAGCUUGGAUCUUUCCUACAACAAUUUGAGUGGGAAAAUUCCUCCUGAGCUUGUUGAGUUAUAUUUCUUAUCUACCUUUAGCGUAGCAUACAACAACUUAUCAGGUAAGCCACCAGCAAGGAUCCGACAAUUUGCAACAUUUGAUAGAAGUUGUUACCAAGGUAAUCCUCUGCUUUGUGGGGAACCAAUGAAAAGUUGCUCAACAACAAGUCCACCACCAAUGAUCCAGGAAGGUCCAACCCAGCGCAGAGAAGAUGAUGGUUUCAUUGAUAUGGGUGUCUUCUAUAGAGCAUUGCCAAUUCGGAUCAUAACGGUGAUAAGCUCAGAAACUACUGUCCUGUUGAUGGAUGUUCAAAUUCACUCUAACCCCAAAAAUUCACAGUGCUUUCAUUCCCCUUUUCUAGAUGUGAAGGCCCAGGUUGAUGAUGAAGAUAUGGCUGUCAUGAACCAUAUCAGGUCUGAUGACUGGGUUGUGAUGUUUGAUGAGCAUGGAUUGGAUAUAGGGUCUGAGCGGUUUGCUGAAUUAGUAGGAGAUGCAGGGAGUAACGUAGGGAACUACAACUCACUAAAAGGUUGCUGACAUUGAUGUAUUAAUUUAUGUAUGGAAUUGGAUUUGUUCUUGGUAUCAAUAUUUCUCUGUUCUGUGGCAAGAAUUAUGUAUAGCAAUGAACUUGCUGCUCUGUUUCAAAUAAUUGCUGCCUUGUUGG